CACGUUGCUUCGCAGUUUCUUGCUCGCUUCAGCUAGUCUGCCCGCAGCAGCAGCAGCUAGGCUAGGCCACUGCGGGAAAGAUGGCGACGACGGAUAAACAGAAACAUGAAGGAAGAGUGAAAAUCGGACAUUAUAUUCUUGGAGACACACUUGGAGUGGGGACGUUCGGGAAAGUUAAAGUGGGGCAGCAUGAGCUGACCAAACACCAGGUGGCUGUGAAAAUCCUUAACAGACAGAAGAUCCGCAGUCUGGAUGUGGUGGGGAAGAUCCGUAGAGAGAUCCAAAACCUCAAGCUCUUCAGGCAUCCCCACAUAAUUAAGCUGUACCAGGUGAUCAGCACCCCAACAGACAUCUUCAUGGUGAUGGAGUACGUGUCCGGAGGAGAGCUCUUCGACUACAUCUGCAAAAACGGAAAGCUGGAUGAGAAGGAGAGCCGUCGUCUGUUCCAGCAGAUCAUCUCAGCAGUAGACUACUGCCACAGACACAUGGUGGUGCACAGAGACCUAAAACCUGAGAACGUCCUGCUGGACGCACAGAUGAACGCCAAGAUCGCUGACUUCGGUUUGUCAAACAUGAUGUCGGACGGAGAGUUUCUGAGGACGAGCUGCGGUUCUCCGAACUACGCUGCUCCUGAAGUCAUCUCUGGAAGGUUGUAUGCAGGUCCUGAGGUGGACAUCUGGAGCAGCGGGGUAAUCCUGUAUGCCCUGCUGUGUGGGACACUACCCUUCGAUGACGACCACGUGCCAACGCUCUUCAAGAAGAUCUGUGACGGGAUCUUCUUCACACCCCAAUACUUGAACCCGUCUGUCACCGCCCUGCUCAAACACAUGCUGCAGGUGGAUCCCAUGAAGAGAGCCACCAUCAAAGAGAUCCGAGAGGAUGAAUGGUUCAAAGAGGAGCUCCCCAAGUACCUGUUCCCAGAGGACCCGUCUUACAGCAACAACAUGAUCGACGACGAGGCCCUGAAGGAGGUGUGUGAGAAGUUUGAGUGCACCGAGGAGGAGAUCCUGACCUGUCUGUACAGCCGCAACCACCACGACCCCCUGGCUGUGGCCUACCACCUCAUCAUCGACAACCGCCGCAUUAUGUCCGAGGCCAAGGACUUCUACCUGGCCUCCAGUCCCCCAGACUCAUUCCUGGACGACCAGCACCUGACCGCCUCUGCUGCGGCCGCCGCCGGCCUUAAGCCCCACCCCGAGCGCAUGCAGCCCUUCCUGGCGGGGGAGACCCCUCCCCGGCCGAGACACACGCUGGACGAGCUGAACCCCCAGAAGUUGAAACACCAGGGGGUGAGGCGGGCCAAGUGGCACCUGGGGAUCAGGAGCCAGAGCAGGCCAAAUGAUAUUAUGUCUGAGGUGUGCCGGGCCAUGAAGCAGCUCGACUACGAGUGGAAGGUGGUGAACCCGUACUACCUGCGCGUGAAGAGGAAGAACCCAGUGACAGGCAUGCAGACCAAGAUGAGCCUUCAGCUCUACCAGGUGGACAGCAGGACCUACCUCCUGGACUUCCGUAGCAUAGACAAUGACAUGUUGGAGGCUAAAUCUGGGACUGCCACUCCUCACCGGUCUGGUUCAGUGGGGAACCACCGCACGUCCCUUAAGAACGACGCUACUGCAGAGGGGGGGUCCCAAACCGAGGGGGCUAAGGAGAACGCUACCCCUGCCACCUCCAUCCCUCCCACUAAGGCCUCAGAGAGCUCCCUGGCCUCCUCGCUCACCUCCUCCGUUGACUCGACAGGAGGCGACCUCGCACCUACGCCGGCGGUUCCGCGGCCCGGCAGCCACACCAUAGAGUUCUUUGAGAUGUGCGCCAAUCUCAUCAAACUACUUGCACGAUAGCUCGCAAUCAAAUAAACAAAACGUUAGCCUUUUUUUCUUCUCUGGGUGUCUUUAUAAGCAAUAAGCAUGCAACCGAUUCAUGGCUCGAUUCAUCCCCACCGUGGGCGGGUGAGAUGGCUAGGGUUGUUCCAAGGCACUGAUGAUACAGGUUCAGCUCGCAACCCUCCUGAUUGACUUGGGGGUGGGGGUUGUCAGAGCACAGGGGUGGGGUUUAGGAAAAGGUGAACGACAAUGACCAAGCAACUUUAUUAUAAUCAUGAUGACAGAAUACUAUUUUAGAGACUAUUUUACAUUUUCACGAUCAUUAUUGGCCGACAACGAUUUCUUCCCCCUAUUUGAUCACGUUCCAAACAUAGCAUAUGUAUGUGUGUGUGCGCUAAGUCUGAGUGAUACACAGCAUUUGCUGUACUGUACUCAGUGGGCUUUGCUGUGCUUAUUUUUUCAGUAGAGAAAACGAAAGCAAGUUUCUGCGUGCAGAAAGAACUGUAAGGUUUUUGGGGGGGGGGCGGCACUUUUGCACAGUAUUCUGCUGUUCUGUCUGUUUCUCUACAGUAGAUGUCUGAGAACCUGUGCAUAUUCCGAACCUUUUGAGGACAAUGCACUACAGGCCUUUCAGGGGUAGCAGCACUGACCAUAACAAGGGUUGUCAUGCCAACGAUGCCCGUUUGACUCACUGAGGAAGUGCAAUGAUCCUGUAUCUUUCUCUCGAUCGCGUCAGGCGGAAAAGGGAGUUAGUACUUCAUCUGAAUUUUUCUUUAGUUUUUUUGUGAAAUUGAGUUUUAAAAGAUUAAUGUUUUAUGUCAUUGUAAAAAUAUAAAUGUUUGUUUGGAUUAGUCUGUCCCCUACAUAUAAAGAAUAAUAAUAAUUUUUAAAAAAAAUGAAUUUGGAUACAUUUAUCAGUGCUUUAAAUGUGAAUUGUAGAUUUAUAUUGAGAAAUAUUAUGGAGUGAAAGAUUCGUUUUUUGCAUUACGAUGACUUUUAUUCCUUUAUUGCUUUAAAAAAAAAGAUCAAUAUCAUAGUUAAUUUUUUUGCAGUUAUUCUAUACACAUGAUUGUUUCCCUCACUCACAGUCUCCAAUAGUUUUUUGCCAUGCUAGUCAAAAUGAGACGGUCCUAUACUGAAUUAAAAUGUAUCUUGGAGGUUAGGGGCAACAUGCGUUCAUAAAUCUGAAUGUAUGUUGACUGAGUGACAUUCAUUUUAGCAGGAUUUGACCAAUCAUUUUGUACAAAUGCAUGUCCAUCAGUUACACGUUGAAAGAUUGGGCCCAUUUGAAAGUGGUGAUUUGCAGCGAGUACAUGCAGUGUAUGGACAAUGGUUAUUGAUAAAGGAAACAGAAAUCAAUAAUAUUUUUCUGGUAUCAGAAUUCUAUUUCACUUUUCUUGGCCCACAUUCCCCACAAGCUAAAUUUGUAUUUUAGUUUACAUAAUAUUUGCCCAAACCUAAAAUUUGUCAUGUGCACCUGGAGAAAGUUCUGUCAUUCUGUUAGCUGCCUUAUCAGUACUGUUGAUCAGUUUUAUAUCAGUGAAUAUAAAAUAGAUAUCUACUUCUAUCCUCAAUAUUGCGUGGGGCUGGUUUUGGUCUGAAGAAAUCUUGCGAAUGGAUUACGUGACUGCAAGGUCUCGUUUUUAGACCAAAUGGUCAUUGAAAUAUUUGUAGGACUACAAACAAACUUUUUUAGUUUUCAAGGACGUGAAAGUUCUGAUUCCAAAUAGUGCAUAAGGUGAAUUGUGGGGUUGUUUGAAAAAGUAUGUGAGACCAUGAUCUUCUAAUGGCUUAUGAUGUGAGUUGCACAUUUGGUGAGUAGUUUCUCUUUUUAAGUGGGAGUGUUAAGUUCCGACUAUUUGCAGGAGAAAUAUCUAUCAUUGUAUCUGUCUUAACUGCUUUAAAGAAACCUUGUUUUAUUUGUAUUUCUGUGAAGGGACCCUACUACGAGAAUGACCAAUGUCAAUUUCAAAUGGACAGUGUUUAAAUCAAUUGUAUAAACAACUGCCUAAUAAACAGAUCAAUUGCACAAGUU
Messenger RNA from Coregonus clupeaformis (lake whitefish), 3855 nucleotides. Its product is annotated as 5'-AMP-activated protein kinase catalytic subunit alpha-1. The coding region runs from base 81 to 1838 and encodes 585 amino acids. Gene Ontology annotation, biological process: protein phosphorylation; intracellular signal transduction. The transcript is spliced from 9 exons. The record is from RefSeq and is a predicted model, not a curated record. Gene Ontology annotation, cellular component: cytoplasm. Gene Ontology annotation, molecular function: protein serine/threonine kinase activity; ATP binding. Lineage: Eukaryota; Metazoa; Chordata; Actinopteri; Salmoniformes; Salmonidae.